AUGAGCUCCUCCUUGCUCGUCGCUGCCAAAGCGAGCAAGGCCGAAAGACCCUUGGAUGCGAUACUAGGCGAUCUCAGGAGCAAGUGAGUAUGGCCUGCAGUCGCAGCGCAUAUUCGGAAGAGAGCCGUGUUGGAACUCGGAGCUGAAGCCCACACCCGCCGUCAUCCCUCGGCCCUGCAGGCAUGAUGAGAUCCGCUUCAAGGCUGCGCAGGAACUGUACAACUAUGUUCGUAAUCUUGCAGGUGCUGUCUACUCGCCACCUACCCGCAACUGACACCUUGAACGGUGAUCACUGCAGAUCCUCGCCAGCUCGCGAUCGCUCUCGGCUGAAGCGUUCAACAAGACCUAUUCCGAGAUCCAUGCACGAUGCUUUGCGCUCGUCAACUCGUCCGAUCUGCAGGAUAAACUGGCAGGCGUUACAGCAAUAGGUUCGUCCCUUCCUCACUCGUCUUCCGGUCCCUCACACUUGAGCUCACCGCCCUCCCCGCUCCUCCCCACUUGCUCCGCCCUGACCCAACUCACAGACAAAAUCGUCGAUGUGUUGGGCAACGACAUGUCGAGGGCCAUUCGCUUGGCCGCUUCCGUGCAACGCGCCUUCCCUUGCUCCGACUCGUUGGUCAUGACCAAUGCUGCCAAAGUCUUCGGUGCGUGUCCCAUAAUCUGAACCGAGCGACCGGUCGAUUCUGAUCGACUUUGGUGGCUUCACAGCUCGGCUGGCCGCGCAGGGUGGGAUUCUCAUGAGUGGGCACGUCGAUACGCAGGUCAAGAGCUGUAUCGAAUGGUUGCAGGGUGAGCUUUAUCUCCCUUGUGCUCCACUGCCGUUCAACUGCUGACCGGUCCCUCGAACGCAGGCGACCGAAUCGAGAAUCGACGAUACGCGGCCGUGCUCAUCCUGAGGGAAUUGACCAGACAAGCACCGGGCUUGAUCUAUGAACAUCUGACCGAGUUGUUGGACAACUUGUGGACGGCCAUGUGGGAUCCCAAGGUACGCUUUCGCAACCUCUCCAUCGAUAUCUGCUUCAAGGACCCGCACUGACGCCCAGACUCCAUUCCGCAGGUCGCAAUCCGAGAAGCCGCUGCCGAUGCAUUGGCGGGCUGUCUACUCAUUGCAACCCAGCGGGACGGGCAGUUGCGGGUCGAUGCGUACAACAUGGUCUUUGGGCAGGCGCAGAUCGGGUUCAAGACCGGUUACCCCGAAACGAUCCAUGGGUCCUUGCUCGGGUACAAGGAAUUGUUCCUCGAGGGCAAAUUGGUGGGUCUCGACUCAGCAGCGUACAAAGUUCUCCAGAGAGUUGAUCUCUGGUUGGGGUCGCUCCACAGUUCAUGGCCGACCGAUACGGCGAAGUGUGCGACCAGAUCUUGUUCUACAAGGAUCAUCGCGACCCCCUUGUUCGAAGGGCCGUUAUCGAACUCAUCCCAACCAUCGCUUCGUACAAUGCGAAUGAGUUUGCGGCGCAUUAUCUCAGUCGGACGAUGGCGUUCUUGUUGGAUCAGUUGAAGAAGGAUAGAGGGGAUCGAGCGACCGGUGAGUGCACUUUGAAGUUGCGGGAUGUACUGGACACUGACCGAACACCCUCCUUCAUUUGCGGCAUUCACACAGCUUUCCAAGCGAUCGGACGCGUGGCUCUCCAAGUCAAAUCGAUGAUGACGCCUUACCUCGACCCGAUCCUCAACUCGAUCAAGGACGGUCUCUUGUCCCGUGGUCGCAAGAAUCAACCGGCCGGUCUCGAGAACUCGAUCUUCCAAUGCAUCGGCAUGCUCGCGCAAUCCGUUGGACCGGCGUUGACCAAACAUAUGCACGAGUUGCUUGACCUCAUGUUCGCUUAUGGGCUUUCACCGGCGUUGCAUACGGCGUUGCAGCAACUCGGACGGGACAUUCCACCGCUUUUGCCGGAUAUUCAGGAAAGGAUCCUCAACCUCAUCUCGAUGACGCUCGCGGACGAGCCCUUUGUACAGGCCGGGGCACCUCACAAGGGUUCGAAGCAUCCUGAUUUGACGGUCAAUGGCGUCAACGGGCACGCGCAUCACCAUCAUCCCGAGAACCAGUCCCCUGAACGCAUCAUGCUUGCGCUCGAAGUCUUGGGGACCUUCAACUUCAAGGGGGUGUUCCAACCUCCGAAGCAUCUGACGCCGGGGAUGAUGCCGGAGCCGGUCGUCGAGCAGAGUCUGGGCGAAUUCGUCCGCGACCACGUCAUCCACUACGUAGAGGACGACAACCCCGAUAUUCGACGAGCUGCGGCCCUAUCGUGUUGCCAAGUCCUAUCGAACGACCCCAUCGUCACGCAAGCGAGCAAUCAUGCGAUCAAACUCAUGAACGAGGUCCUGGAGAAGUUGCUCACGUUGGCGAUCGCCGAUCCGGACCCUUCGAUUCGACAAGCGACGAUCUCGCAUUUGGACCCUAACUUUGAUCGACAUCUGGCGCAGGCUGAUUGCGUACGGUCCUUGUUCAUCGCUUUGAACGACGAGGUAUACGCGAUUCGCGAAAGUGCGAUUCGAAUCAUUGGUCGGUUGGCGACGCUGAACCCUGCGCACGUCAUGCCCUCGUUGCGCAAGACGUUAAUUCAGCUUCUGACUGAAUUGGAGUAUUCGACUGCGAGUCGGAACAAGGAAGAAGCAUCGACCUUGUUGGGUUUACUCGUGGGCGCUUCGCAGCGAUUGACGAAGCCUUAUGUCACGCCCAUGCUCAAUGUGCUCUUGCCCAAGUCGAGGGAUGCUUCACCUUCGGUCGCGGCAAGCAUCGUCACGACUUUGGGCGAGUUGACCAAAGUGGGUGGGGAGGACGUAUUGCCUUCCUUGGACGACUUGAUGUCCCUCAUCUUGGACACGUUGCACGAUCAAGCCUCGACGCAAAAGAGGGAUGCGGCGCUGCGCACACUAGGUCAACUCGCUUCGUACGCGGGGUACGUCAUCGACCCGUACCUUCAACACCCGUCGUUGUUGGGCAUCUUGAUCAGCUUACUCAAGACCGAACCGGCGCCUCAUACACGGCGUGAAGUCAUUCGCGUUAUGGGAGCCUUGGGUGCGCUCGAUCCGUAUCGCCAUUCGGUCGUGGAGGGUAUCUCGAACGACGCGUACGUCGAAUCGUUCAACCCUACCGAUCCGACCCACCCGAGCAACAUCGGUCCUUCGCAUGAAGAGUACUACCCGACCGUCGCUUUCAAUGCCCUGCUCGGCGUCUUUUCCGACCCUUCGCUCAGUGAUCAUCAUACCGCCAUCGUCGAUGCUAUCAUUUACAUCUUCCGUUCGCUUCGACUCAAGGUCGUCACCUUUUUGCCUCAAGUCUUGCCCGUUUAUCUCAACGUCAUGAGGACUUGCCCCGUCGGGUUGCAAGAAUUCUACUUCCAGAACUUGUCGCAGUUGAUCCAAAUGGUCAAGCAACACGUGCGCAACCACCUCGCACCCAUCUUAGCGAUCGUACGCGAGUUUUGGAACUCGACGACGAACCCUGGAUUGCAAGUCAUCAUCAUCGACGUCAUCCAAUCGAUCGCUUUGGCCCUUGACGCCGAGUUCAAGGCCUACUUGCCGAACCUGUUGCCGUUGAUGCUCAAGGCGUUCGAUCAUGAUUUCAUCGAAUUGCGUCGACAGAGUUCAUUGAUCAAGGUCCUACACGCCUUCGCCGUCUUUGGUACGAGCCUGGAAGAAUACCUCCACCUCAUCAUCCCCGCGAUCGUAUCGACCUUUGAAAGACCCGACGUCCCCGCCGUUCUACGAAGGCACGCGAUGCAAACCAUGUCGCAACUAUGUCGCAAGAUCAAUUUCGCCGAUCACGCUUCGAGGAUCAUCCAUCCUUUGGCGAGGGUGUUGGCGAACCCUGCUUCGCCGCUCGAGUUGAGGGUCCCGGCUAUGGACGCGAUGUGCUCGUUGUUGUUGCAGAUGGGGCCGGAUUUUGUUUUGUUUGUGCCGAUGAUUCACAAGGUGGGUCGACCGGAACGGUCGAGGCAACAGAUGCGGGCCGAGUCUGAUCUUUUAUUGGCAAUCCAUAGAUUCUCGUGCGACAACGCAUCUCGUACCCUCCCUAUCAGACCUUGGUCGACAAAUUGCUAGCGGAAGAGCCUCUGCCUCAGGAUCUGACCUUCGGUGAUCCCAUCAUCAUGCCCAACACAGAGGCGAUCGUCGCCGCCGACGCGGGAAUGAGCAAGCUCCCCGUCAAUCAGGUACACCUCAAAUCGGCGUGGGAGAUCGUCGACCGACCCAAGGCCGAUGAUUGGCGCGAAUGGAUCAAGCGUAUCUCGGUCCAGAUGCUCAAAUCGUCCCCUUCGUUGUCGUUGCGAGCGUGUGCGAAUUUGGCGGAGGUGUACCAUCCCCUUGCGAGAGAUCUCUUCAAUGCUGGUUUCGUCUCGGUCUGGGGCGAGUUGUAUGACAACUAUCAAGAAGACCUCGUACGAGCGAUUCAGAACGCGUUCAGUUCGCCGACGCUCCCUCCGGAGAUCACGCAGCAAUUGCUCAACCUCGCCGAGUUCAUGGAACAUGACGACAAGGUCCUGCCCAUCCCGAUCUCGACCUUGGGGCAAUACGCGCUCAAAUGCCGAGCGUACGCCAAGGCGUUGCAUUACAAGGAGCUGGAAGUUUUGUCCGAUCCUUCGUUGCAUACGAUCGAGGAGUUGAUCAGGAUCAACAACUCGUUGCAACAACCUGAUGUCUCCGUUGGGAUCCUCGUGCAUGCGCAUCAGCGACAUGGACUCGUCCUCAAGGAGGAGUGGUACAUCGAACUCGAACGAUGGGAGGAUGCACUUGCGGCUCUGCAGCGCAAGGCUCAAGAACAACCCGAUUCGUUCGAUGUCACCCUCGGAAGGAUGCGAUGCCUUCACGCGCUGGGCGAAUGGGAGUCGCUGGCCCACCUCGCGCAAGAGAACUGGGCGCGAGCGAGCCACGACAUGAAGCGCAAGAUUGCACCCAUGGCCGCCGCAGCGUCAUGGGGUUUGGCGCAAUGGGAAUCAAUGGACACUUUCAUCGGUGUGCUCAAGCAUGAUUCGGCCGACAGGGCAUGGUUCCGCUCCAUCCUAUCGAUCCAUCGCGGUCAGUUCAACAAGGCGCAAUCGCACAUCAACAAGGCGCGCGAUCUGCUCGAUACAGAAUUGACGACGCUCGUAGGGGAGAGUUACAACCGAGCGUAUGACGCGGUCGUGAGGAUUCAGAUGUUGUCCGAGUUGGAGGAGAUCAUCUCGUACAAGGAGGCGACGGCGAGUGGGAACCUUGAGCGACGGAAUUUAAUCCAACGUACUUGGAUGAAGCGACUUUUAGGCUGCAAGCGCGAUGUCGAUGUGUGGCAACGGAUCCUCAAGGUUCGGGCGCUUGUUGUUUCGCCGCACGAGAACAUCGAGAUGUGGGUCAAGUUUGCGAACUUGUGUCGCAAGUCCGGACGACUUGGCUUGGCGGACAAGACGCUCAAUUCGCUCAUGCCGGAUGAUAUUGGACCUGGAGGCGCGACCGGAAUGACGGGGCCGCCGGAGAUCAUCUAUGCGCAUCUCAAGUACAUGUGGGCGACUGGAGCGAGGGAGGAGACGCUUGGAUUCUUGCGGACGUUCACUUCGCAACGAUCGAACGAGGUGGGAUUGACCUCCAACGUGCUCUUGCCGGGGAGCGGGUCAUCGAGCGGAAACGUCUCCAAGGACGUGCGACUGCUGGCGCGGCUGUACUACAAGCUCGGGGAGUGGCAGAGCGCAAUGCAAGACAAUUGGGGCUCGGACGCCAUCACCGACAUUUUGCAGUCGUACCUCCUUGCGACCAAGCUCGAUCCGACGUGGUACAAGGCAUGGCACGCUUGGGCCUUGGCCAACUCCGAGGUCGUUUCUCAUUACGCCAAGUCACUCAACGAGCAGGACCAGAUGGCACCUCAGGUUUUCAUCGAUCAUCUCGUGCCGGCCGUCGAAGCGUUCUUCCAUUCGAUCGCACUUUCGCCAGGCAAUUCGUUGCAGGAUACUCUGAGGUUGUUGACACUUUGGUUCAAGUACGGUGGGGACGAGAAGGUCUACGAGGCGAUCAUGAAGGGGAUGAAGACUGUCAGCGUCGAUACGUGGCUCGAUGUCAUCCCUCAACUUAUCGCUCGCAUUCACGCGCCGAGUGCCAACGUGCGCAGUCUCAUCGAUUCGGUCCUCACCGAUGUCGGGAAGCAGCAUCCCCAGGCGCUCGUCUACCCACUCACGGUCGCAUCCAAGUAUCCUAGCGCACCUCGUCGCUCCGCCGCCGUCGCGAUCAUUGACAAGAUGAAGGUACAUAGCGAAGCCCUCGUCGCUCAGGCUUUGCUUGUCAGUCAGGAGUUGAUCCGCGUCGCGAUCCUCUGGAACGAAUUAUGGCACGAAGGACUCGAGGAAGCUUCUCGUCUCUUCUACGGUGAUCACAACAUCGACGCCAUGUUCGCCACUUUGGCCCCUUUGCACGACAUGCUCGAACGCGGUCCCGAAACCUUGCGCGAGAUUGCGUUCGCCCAGACGUUUGGGCGCGACCUCGCCGACGCUCGCGAGGCGUGCAAUCGCUAUCGACAAUUCGGCGAGAUCCAAGACCUCAACCAUGCUUGGGAUCUGUACUACCAGGUCUUUAGGAAGAUCAACAAGAAUUUGCCGACAUUGACGCUGCUCGAGUUGCAGUACGUCUCGCCCAAGUUGUUGGCGGUCAAGAACUUGGAUUUGGCAAUCCCGGGUGAGUUGUUGUGCACUCUGCAAAAGGGAUGCGUCGCUUUCGGAGCUGACUCUGAGUGCACAAUCGUCUCUCGCAGGUACGUAUCAAACGGGCAAGAAAAUUGUCCGUAUCGCCAGCUUCGGACCAACGUCGGAAGUCUUCACCUCGAAGCAGAGGCCGCGCAAGCUGCGCAUCGUCGGCAGCGAUGGCGUAGACUACAACUUCUUGCUCAAGGGCCACGAAGAUCUUCGUCAGGACGAGCGUGUCAUGCAGCUCUUUGGUCUUGUCAAUACGCUGUUGCAGAAGGAUUCAGAGACGUUCAAAAGACACCUCACGAUCGUCAAAUACCCCGUCAUCCCGCUCUCGCCCAACUCGGGCCUACUCGGCUGGGUCAACAGCACCGAUACGCUGCAUGUGCUCAUCAAGAACUACCGUGACAGUCACAAGAUCCUCCUCAACAUCGAACAUCGUCUGAUCCUCCAAAUGGCACCCGAUUUCGACCACUUGUGUCUGAUGCAAAAGCUCGAGGUGUUCGAGUACUCGCUCGACAACACGACGGGCCAAGACUUUUACCGCGUCAUGUGGCUCAAGUCGCGCAACUCUGAAGCAUGGCUCGAUCGUCGCAGCAACUACUGCCGCACGCUGGCGGUCAUGUCCAUGGUCGGCCAUAUUCUUGGAUUGGGCGAUCGUCACCCUUCGAAUUUGUUGAUGGAUCGUGUCAGUGGGAGGAUCGUGCAUGUCGAUUUCGGUGAUUGCUUCGAGGUCGCGAUGCAGAGGGAAAAACAUCCUGAGAAGGUGCCGUUCCGAUUGACGAGGAUGCUCAUGUCGGCGAUGGAGGUGAGUCCUUCGACGAGGCUUUGUCCAGACACCCUCUUUCGGGGACGCUCUUAUUAACCCGGUCCUUCUUUUCACCAGGUCUCGGGCAUUGAAGGCACGUUCAAAAUCACGUGCCAACACACGAUGCGCGUCCUACGCGAGAACAAGGAAUCCAUCAUCGCCGUACUCGAGGCGUUUGUCCAUGACCCUCUCAUCAAUUGGAGGCUCGUGCAAGGUGGGCGACAGAUCGAGGGCAAAGCCGCGGCGGACAAUGGGGGCGUUGGAGGGGCGCGCCGUCCUAGGGGUGAUGAGACCAAUAUCUAUGAUGGUGAGUUCCAAUCCGGUCUCGAUGAUCGAAGUAGGAGAUUGGCGUAGGGCUGAUGAAGAAUACCAACGUGGUGUGACGUGCUUCUUGCAGAGGAUGCGGUCGACCAGAUCAACACCCGCGCCGUGCAAGUCGUCGAACGUGUGCAGCAGAAGCUGACGGGUGAGUGAAGCCCAAGAUACCCGUGCAUAGUGACCGGAGACCUGACGCGCAGAGCAACCCACGCCAAUGAUUCUCGGAGGACGAGACUUCAAGGCCACGGUCGUACUCAGCGUCAACGACCAGGUCGACAAGCUGAUUGCUCAAGCGACCAGCCUCGAGAACCUCUCGCAAUGCUUCAUUGGAUGGUGUGAGUGACAGACCCAGAAAGAACCGUUCUUAGUGGCGGGCAUGGAUGUUGAUUAUUCUCGCAUCCUCCCACAGGCCCAUUCUGGUGAAGUUUUCCUAA
Microbotryum saponariae is the source of this 8204-nucleotide messenger RNA. Lineage: Eukaryota; Fungi; Basidiomycota; Microbotryomycetes; Microbotryales; Microbotryaceae. The record is from the annotation of a GenBank genome assembly.